Dama dama (fallow deer) is the source of this 3970-nucleotide messenger RNA. RefSeq names its product serotransferrin-like. Gene Ontology annotation, cellular component: recycling endosome; extracellular region; plasma membrane. Gene Ontology annotation, biological process: intracellular iron ion homeostasis; iron ion transport; antibacterial humoral response. Gene Ontology annotation, molecular function: ferric iron binding. NCBI's taxonomy places the organism in Eukaryota, Metazoa, Chordata, Mammalia, Artiodactyla, Cervidae. The record is from RefSeq and is a predicted model, not a curated record.
AGGAUUGUGCUCGGCCAGCCCCGCGGGAGAUAUAGGGGCGCCGGGCGCAGGGAGGCGACGCAGAAGCCGGUCGGUCUGUGCUCUGCGCUCCGCGUCACAGACCGGGGAGGAUGAGGCCCGCUGUCCGCGCUCUGUUAGCCUGCGCGGUUCUGGGGCUGUGUCUGGCGGACCCCGAGAAAACUGUGAGAUGGUGCACCAUUUCAACUCAUGAGGCCAGUAAGUGUGCCAGUUUUCGUGAAAAUAUGCUUCGUGUCUUUGAGACUGGUCCUUUUGUCUCCUGUGUGAAGAAAACCUCACACAUGGAUUGCAUCAAGGCUAUCAUGAAUAACGAAGCAGAUGCUGUGACAUUGGAUGGAGGUUUGGUGUAUGAGGCAGGCCUGAAGCCCAACAACCUGAAGCCUGUAGUGGCAGAGUUCCACGGGACAAAAGAGAACCCGCAAACUUUCUAUUAUGCUGUGGCGGUGGUGAAGAAGGGCACUGAAUUCAACCUGGAUGGGCUCAAAGGCAAGAAGUCCUGCCACACAGGCCUCGGCAGGUCUGCUGGGUGGAACAUCCCCAUGGGCAAACUUUAUAAGCAAUUGCCUGAUCCACAGGAAUCUAUUCAGAGAGCUGCGGCCAACUUCUUCUCGGGCAGCUGUGUCCCCUGUGCGGAUCAGUCAUCAUUUCCCAAACUGUGUCAACUGUGUGCAGGGAAAGGGACAGACAAGUGUGCCUGCUCCAACCACGAACCAUACUUCGGCUACUCAGGGGCCUUUAAGUGUCUGACGGAGGGCGGUGGGGACGUGGCCUUUGUCAAGCACUCAACGGUAUUGGACAACCUGCCUAACCCAGACGACAGGAAAAACUAUGAGCUGCUCUGCGGGGACAACUCCCGGAAGCCUGUAGAUGAUUACCGUGAAUGCUACUUGGCAAAGGUCCCUUCCCAUGCGGUUGUGGCUCGAACCGUGGGCGGCAAGGAGAAUGUGAUCUGGGAACUUCUCAAUCACGCCCAGGAACAUUUUGGCAAAGAUAAACCGGACAAUUUCCAGCUCUUCCAAUCCCCUCAUGGGAAGGACCUGCUAUUUAAGGACUCUGCUGAUGGGUUUUUAAAGAUUCCUUCUAAGAUGGAUUUUGAGCUGUACUUGGGAUAUGAAUAUGUCACUGCUCUUCAGAAUCUAAGAGAAAGUAAACCCCCGGACACCUCAAAGGAUGAGUGCAAGGUGAAGUGGUGUGCAAUUGGCCACCACGAGAGGACAAAGUGUGACCGGUGGAGUGGGUUCAGUGUUGGGGCAAUAGAGUGUGAAACAGCAGAAAACACUGAAGAGUGCAUCGCCAAGAUCAUGAAAGGAGAAGCUGAUGCCAUGAGCUUGGAUGGAGGCUACCUCUACAUUGCAGGCAAAUGUGGCCUGGUGCCUGUCCUGGCAGAGAACUACGAACCUGGGAGUGGAAAUUGUAAGGACACACCAGAAAAAGGGUAUCUUGCUGUGGCUGUGGUUAAAUCAUCAGAUGCUGAUCUCAACUGGAACAAUCUGAAAGGCAAGAAGUCCUGCCACACUGCAGUAGACAGAACCGCUGGCUGGAAUAUCCCCAUGGGUUUGCUCUACAACAAGAUUAAUAACUGUAAAUUUGAUGAAUUUUUCAGUGCAGGAUGUGCUCCUGGAUCUCAGCGAAAUUCCAGUCUCUGUGCUCUGUGCAUUGGCUCAGAGAAGGGUUCAGGAAAGGAGUGCCUUCCCAACAGCAAUGAAAGAUACUAUGGCUAUACAGGGGCUUUCAGGUGUCUGGUGGAGAAGGGAGAUGUGGCCUUUGUGAAGCACCAGACUGUCAUACAGAACACUGACGGAAACAAUGAUGAACCGUGGGCAAAAGAUCUGCACAAGAAAGAUUUUGAACUACUAUGCAAGGAUGGCACAAGGAAAUCUGUGGACGAGGCUGAGAGCUGCCAUCUGGCCCGAGCGCCGAAUCAUGCUGUGGUCUCACGGAAAGAUAAGGCAACUUGUGUGGAGAGAAUAUUAAACGCCCAGCAGGAAGAAUUUGGAAAAUCUGUAACCGACUGCACCAACAAUUUUUGUUUAUUCCACUCAAGUUCCAAGGACCUUCUGUUCAGGGAUGACACUAAAUGUUUGGCUUCAAUUGCGAAAAAAACAUAUGACUCCUACUUAGGGGAUGACUACGUCAGAGCUAUGACUAACCUGAGACAAUGCUCAACCUCAAGUGAAAUGACUCCCAGGAACUACCACUUCCGUGAUGCUCCGCUUCGCAGACCUGCGCAGAGCCCAGGGCCACGUUGCUUUCGCGGUGCCGGUAGCGUGAUCUCAGCCAUGGCUUCCACGGACUCCCGGCGGAUGGGGAAUGGGGGUGGUGUUGGGGGCGCCUUCCAGCCAUACCUGGACUCUUUGCGGCAGGAGUUGCAGCAGAGGGACCCGACGCUGCUGUCAGUCGUGGUGGCGCUCCUUGCGGUGCUGCUGACGCUAGUGUUUUGGAAGUUCAUCCGGAGCAGAAGGAGCAGUCAGAGAGCUGUUCUUCUUGUGGGCCUUUGUGAUUCCGGGAAAACAUUGCUUUUUGUCAGAUUGUUAACAGGCCUUUACAGAGACACUCAGACUUCCAUCACUGACAGCUCUGCUGCCUACAAAGUCAAUAACAACAGGGGCACUAACCUGACCUUGAUUGACCUCCCUGGACACGAGAGCUUGAGACUUCAGUUCUUAGAGCGAUUUAAGGCUUCAGCCAGGGCCAUUGUGUUUGUUGUGGAUAGUGCAGCCUUCCAGCGAGAGGUAAAAGACGUGGCUGAGUUUCUGUAUCAAGUCCUCCUCGACAGUAUAGGUCUGAAGAACACACCAUCAUUCUUAAUUGCUUGUAAUAAGCAAGACAUUACAAUGGCAAAAUCAGCAAAGUUAAUUCAGCAGCAGCUUGAAAAAGAAAUCAAUACUUUACGGGUUACCCGUUCUGCUGCCCCGAGCACACUGGACAGUUCCAGCACUGCCCCUACUCAGCUGGGGAAGAAAGGCAAAGAAUUUGAAUUCUCACAGUUGCCGCUCAAAGUAGAGUUCCUGGAGUGCAGUGCCAAGGGUGGAAGAGGGGAUGCUGGCUCUGCUGACAUCCAGGACUUGGAGAAGUGGCUGGCUAAAAUCGCCUGAGGACUAGAUCCAAACACAAGAUGUGAAUGUGUGUGUGUGAGUGACAGUUUUGGAAAAGGAUGUGGUAGUCUGGAGGGAAUAUUUCAAAUAUAGUUAGGAACUUUUGCUUAUUCUGGAAACAAAUUAUUGUUGAAACCAGUGUGGAAUUUUUAUUUUUUAAGCUCAGUUCUCCCAUAUUGCUUUCAAGCUAGUUAUUUUCUUUUAUUUGUGUCUUCCCUUUUUAAAGUGUAUGUAAGAUCCCUUUAGUAUAUGCUUGAUGUAAGGUCGAGGUCUAACAAGUGGACCUCAUAUAGAGAGGAUACUAUCAUGAGAAUAUGACGUCAUCUAAAAUGUUUUCUUCUCCUUUGCUUCUGUGCUUUGACCCCCUUAUCCUGGAAACAAACCUGUCUUGUGUGGAUCUGGGUGAUUUCCAGUUACCCUUCAUGGGCAGUACAUGAAUCUUCAGAUUUGUUAGUACAAUUACAACAUGGUCUCCGGACAUGUAAAGGCAGGUUGAAAACAGCAAGGCUGUGCUGACAGUGGUCUGUUCUUCAUCAGCUCAGUGACUUGUCCACACUCCAGCCUUGUAACACUUAGGUUUCAGAAAUGUUAUGAAUUCUUGGAGUCAUUCCUAGACGAUGGGACUGUAAGUGCUAAAUCCCCAAAUGCUGCUAAAAUGUACACUAGAAAUGACCAUCCUAGUGUUUUCCCUUACCUGGGGAACACAUGGAGAUUUAGAAGAUGUUAUGUUUUUCUGAUGCAUGAGUUCUUCUGGGCUAUAUCUUCGUGUGCUAUUUGAUGAGCUCCUAUUUUUGUACUCAUAGCAUGAAUGCUGUGGAACAAACACAAAAUGAAAAAGUUCUCUGUAGAUUUUUAAA